This is a messenger RNA of Prunus armeniaca (apricot), 243 nucleotides long. The record is from the annotation of a GenBank genome assembly. NCBI's taxonomy places the organism in Eukaryota, Viridiplantae, Streptophyta, Magnoliopsida, Rosales, Rosaceae.
AUGAGGAGUAAGCUCAAGAUGGCUGAGAGGAAGAUUUAUUUCAUCAUGUGUUCGGUCUACGAGCAGCAACCCGGGGAAGCUUGGUCUUCCUUAGUGGCCAUGGUAAGGGCAGAGAAGAGUUCAGCUUUGAAUUAUGAAGCUGCUUCAAGGCCUGGGAAAGUAGACAACAAAGCAGAAAUGAGGGGCAAGGCCACCGUUAAUGUAAUGGGGAAAGUGAAGCACUCCUCUCAACUUGGGUUUUGA